AUGAGUGUAGAAGAUGGUGGUGUGCGAGGCUUGGGCCGUCCCAAACAGGCCCGCUGGAUCCUGAUGCUCCUCCUGUCCACUGCUAUGUAUGGUGCCCAUGCCCCGUUGCUGGCGCUGUGCCAUGUGGAUGGCCGAGUGCCCUUCCGGCCCUCCUCUGCUGUGCUGCUGACUGAGCUGACCAAGCUGCUGUUAUGCGCCUUCUCCUUCCUGGUGGGCUGGCAAGUGUGGCCCCAAGGGGCUCCACCCUGGCGCCAGGCUGCUCCCUUCGCACUAUCAGCCCUGCUCUAUGGCGCUAACAACAACCUGGUGAUCUAUCUUCAGCGUUACAUGGACCCCAGCACCUACCAGGUGCUGAGCAAUCUUAAGAUUGGAAGCACGGCCCUGUUAUACUGCCUCUGCCUCCAGCACCGCCUCUCUGCACGCCAGGGGUUAGCACUGCUGCUGCUGAUGGCCGCAGGGGCCUGCUAUGCUGCAGGUGGCCUACAGGACCUCAGGAACACCCUUCCUGGUCUCCAUCCAGCAGCUGCUGCCAGCCCCAUGCCCCUGCGUAUCACUCCGUUGGGACUGCUACUCCUCAUCCUGUACUGCCUCAUCUCAGGCUUGUCAUCCGUGUACACAGAACUGCUCAUGAAGAGACAGCAGCUGCCCCUAGCUCUUCAGAAUCUCUUCCUCUACACUUUUGGUGUGCUCCUAAACCUGUGUCUGCAUGCAGGUGCCGGCCCUGGGCCAGGCUUCCUGGAGGGUUUCUCAGGAUGGGCAGCACUGGUGGUGCUGAGCCAGGCACUAAAUGGACUACUCAUGUCAGCUGUCAUGAAGCACGGCAGCAGCAUCACACGCCUUUUUGUUGUGUCCUGCUCACUGGUGGUCAAUGCCGUGCUCUCAGCAGCCCUGCUGCGGCUACAACUCACAGCCACCUUCUUCUUGGCCACACUGCUCAUUGGCCUGGCUGUGCACCUGUACUAUGGCAGUCGCUAGCCCCUGACCACCCUGACUCCAGACCCUGUAGAUUGGGCACAACCAUUGAAGCCACCUCCCAGGCCUCGCCUCUCCUGUCAGUAGCCCUGUAACAAGUGCCUUGUGAGAAAAGCUGGGGAAGUGAGAGCAGCCAGGUUAGUCUCUGGAGGUGGGCAGAUGAAGGAUACCCCUAGGAGACAUGAAGAAUGGGUUUGGUUAGGGAAACUCUUAACCACCUCCUUCCCCCAGUUCUUUCAGACUAAGGAAUUAAGGGAGCAUCAAUACUUAGGCCUGAGAAAUGACCUCAUCACUCAUGGUGGAGGCUUCUGCCUAUCCUGGAGAAACACAGUUGCACAAAGUGGGGUGUGGGUGGCAGGUGGCUUUUCUUGCCUACUGUGGUCACCCCAGUAAACUCACUGGCCCCAGGCCUGGUGCAGGCUGCUGCAGCCUAGCAGUGAUGCAUGACUCCCCCAUAAGGGGUACUCACCCCCCACUGUCAUGCAGGAAGACCCAAUUGCCACAGAUUAUACCACCACCACCCAGGCCACUCUGCUAAUCUCCCCCAGUUCCAGCAGUGCCUGGAGACCUUCCCCCUGCAACCACAGUGCUGCUCCCCAGAUACAGCCUUUUUUCCUGGAAACUCCAGGGAGGGCUGGGGCUUGACUCAUCUCAGGGAAUGUUGCCCCUGGGCUCUGGCUUAAGCCUACACUCCUGACCUCUCUGCUUGCCCCAAGGGCCCUCUUGAAACUCACUGCCCCCUCUAAGGCUUCUUCCCACUCUGGGUCCUGCCCCUGCCUAGCAGUGUCCCAGCUCCCAACAGCCUGGGGAAGCUUUACAGAGUGACCUGGGACCAGGUACUUCUAUAGCUCAAUCAGUGUCUCUAACUGUAAGCAAUAAGGUCUUAAUAAAGUGUUCUAGCAUGUAGGGUAGGUCCUACAACUGGC
Molecule: messenger RNA, 1898 nt
Organism: Cynocephalus volans (Philippine flying lemur)
Lineage: Eukaryota; Metazoa; Chordata; Mammalia; Dermoptera; Cynocephalidae
Gene: SLC35A4
Product: solute carrier family 35 member A4
Exons: 1
Coding region: 1-975 (324 amino acids)
Biological process (GO): pyrimidine nucleotide-sugar transmembrane transport
Cellular component (GO): Golgi membrane
Molecular function (GO): pyrimidine nucleotide-sugar transmembrane transporter activity
Source: RefSeq, a predicted model, not a curated record